GCUUGGGUGACUAGACCCAACAGUGGCAAUGGCUAUUCUGCCUUCACUACGCAAUCUGAUCAUCAGCCACUCCUUAUGGUUGAGACCAGCUCCACCACCACUACCAGCCAUAGCUUUACUGUUAUCCCACCUCUCUCCCAAAUCCCUCUCUCUCUCUACUCUCUCUCCCAAAACCCCAACUAAACCCCACGCUUCACACAACACGCUGGUUCUGACCAAAGACCACCGCUUCAGUGAGCAUGAACAACCGGUCCAUAGCCAGAACCAGAACAGUACCAUUGCGGCCAUUGUUACUUCAUUGGGUGGUCCUCCUGGUGCUGUUGGAAUCGUGCGGCUAUCGGGUCCCUCUGCGGUUUCUAUUGUAUCCCGUGUGUUCCGACCCAUCAAAAACAACGACAAGAAGAAGAGCUUCGGUUCCUCUUCGUGGCGACCCAUUAGCCAUGUCGUCCAGUACGGUGUCGUUUUGGACCCUCAUGCCAAUGUCCUCGACGAGGUUAUAGCAAUACCCAUGUUGGCUCCAAGAUCUUAUACUCGUGAAGACGUGGUUGAACUUCAAUGUCAUGGGAGCGAAGUGUGUCUGCGCCGAGUGUUGAGAGCUUGUCUAGAAGCUGGAGCUAGGCUUGCAGACCCAGGAGAAUUUACUCUUCGUGCCUUCCUAAAUGGCCGCUUAGACCUCUCCCAAGCAGAAAAUGUUGGAAAGCUGAUUUCAGCAAAGUCUGUGGCUGCUGCAGAUGCUGCACUGGCAGGAAUUCAGGGAGGCUUUUCUUCUCUGGUUAAAUCACUAAGAACACAGUGCAUCGAGUUGCUUACUGAAAUUGAAGCUCGCUUAGAUUUCGAUGAUGAGAUGCCACCAAUAGAUCUGAACCUAAUCAUGACUAAAAUACAUGCCAUGUCACAGGAUGUUGAGAAUGCAUUGGAGACAGCCAAUUAUGACAAGCUUCUGCAAUCUGGAUUACAGAUAGCAAUUGUUGGCCGUCCAAAUGUUGGGAAAUCAAGCCUUCUUAAUGCUUGGAGCAAAAGUGAGAGAGCAAUAGUUACAGAAAUUGCUGGAACCACUCGGGAUGUGGUUGAAGCAAGUGUCACAGUUCGUGGUAUUCCUGUGACCCUUCUUGAUACAGCAGGCAUUAGGGAGACUGAUGACAUCGUGGAGAAGAUUGGUGUGGAGAGAUCUGAAGCAGUUGCUAUGGGGGCUGAUGUAAUUAUCCUGACAGUAAGUGCUAUUGAUGGGUGGACUUCAGAAGACACAAAACUUCUUGAUAGGAUUCAUUCUAAUAAGAAAACAAUUGGAUCCUCCUCCCCAGUAAUUCUUGUAGUUAACAAAAUAGAUUGUGCUCCAUCUGCUCAAACCGAAUGGGUUGAUAGGGAUGGCAAUUCUUUCAGCAAGCAUGUUUUUACAUGUGCUGUUACUGGCGAAGGAAUUCAGGAUUUGGAGACAGCAAUACUAGAAAUUGUGGGUCUCAACAGGAUUCCUUCAGGGGGGCGCAGAUGGACUGUGAACCAGAGGCAAUGCGAGCAGCUUGUUCGAACCAAGGAAGCUCUUUCAAGGUUGAAAUCAUCAAUAGAGGAGGAACUGCCUCUUGACUUUUGGACGAUUGAUUUGAGAGAUGCUGCUUUGGCCCUUGGGCAGAUAAGUGGAGAAGAUAUCUCAGAAGAGGUUUUGUCAAACAUAUUUGGCAAGUUCUGUAUUGGUAAAUAAUAUUGUUCCCAAUAUCUGAAACAUGAUGUAAAGUGCAAAAUUUUGCUUUUGUUUUGGUUUGUUUUUCCCUUUUCUAUUCUUAUUCUAAAAUACUUGUGGCUGAUACCAGCAAUAUGAGCAUCAUGCUAUAGGAGGCUCAAGUAUAAGAGAUGAUUUAAUGAAAUAUACGUUUCUGCAUUUUUUAAAGGUAAA
Molecule: messenger RNA, 1888 nt
Organism: Quercus lobata
Lineage: Eukaryota; Viridiplantae; Streptophyta; Magnoliopsida; Fagales; Fagaceae
Product: tRNA modification GTPase
Exons: 9
Coding region: 29-1696 (555 amino acids)
Biological process (GO): tRNA methylation; tRNA wobble uridine modification
Cellular component (GO): cytosol; cytoplasm
Molecular function (GO): protein binding; GTPase activity; GTP binding
Source: RefSeq, a predicted model, not a curated record